This is a messenger RNA of Vicia villosa (hairy vetch), 725 nucleotides long. RefSeq names its product putative E3 ubiquitin-protein ligase RING1a. The record is from RefSeq and is a predicted model, not a curated record. The transcript has 7 exons. Bases 35 to 541 code for a protein of 168 amino acids. NCBI's taxonomy places the organism in Eukaryota, Viridiplantae, Streptophyta, Magnoliopsida, Fabales, Fabaceae.
UUCACAUUAAAAAAAUUCACUACGCUUGACCAUAAUGUCAGAUAAUCAUCAACAUUCUCACGUCGUGGAAGAGUCUCUCCAAGAGAACCAGGAGACUAAGAUUGAAGAGAAACCCAAACAUGAACUUGAUUUGACUCAAAAGCAUUCCAAUGAAAAUGGAGAAGAAUGUGAAGAAGAAGUUGAAGAAGUUGAUGAAGGAGAAAAAGAGGAAGAGGAAAAAAUGAAGUAUGUGGUGUUAGAUUUACCUUCACUUCGGAAAGAGAUCGAAUGCCCUAUCUGUCUUGGCAUAAUUCGAAACACAAAUACUGUAAUGGAAUGCUUGCAUCGCUUUUGCAGAGAAUGCAUACACAAGAGCAUGCGACAUGGUAACAAAGAAUGUCCCACUUGCCGUGUGCAUUGUCCUAGCAAAAGGUCAGUAAGAGAUGAUCCAUCCUUCGAUGCUAUAAUUCAACUUAUUUGUCCAAAUAUUGACGAGUUUGAGAAACAGGAAUUGGCCUACAUUGAAAAAGAACUGGAUCUGCCUAAUAAGAAGGUGCCUUAAAAGCUUCAUUUGCAUCACAUGGUGUAGAAUUGGUAGGGUGGCACUUUGUGUAACUUGGAUAUGUUAAACAUAGUUCUAAACAGCUCUAUUUCGGUUACUGUGCAAUAAGUUUACAACAGCGACCUCAUAUUGCACAUUCAAAAGAAUGAAAUACUUUUGUGAGUAGACAAAGUUUUGUUAUGAU